Messenger RNA from Anopheles arabiensis, 1167 nucleotides. RefSeq lists its product as uncharacterized. Lineage: Eukaryota; Metazoa; Arthropoda; Insecta; Diptera; Culicidae. The transcript has a single exon. The record is from RefSeq and is a predicted model, not a curated record. The coding region runs from base 1 to 1086 and encodes 361 amino acids.
AUGGAGGUCCAAAAAGCUACCUCCACGCACACCCCGGGCCGAACGGUCGCACGUCGCCCAAUCAACCUGAACCGGCCACCACCCCCCUCAACGGCUGCCUCCGACCGGGUGCAACGGUUCAUUUUCAAACUCAACUCCAUCAUCCUCAGCGACAUCGAGGAGCGGAUGGAUGAGGACGGUAGCAUAGUGCGGCAGCUCGAACGAAACCCGGACCGUGUAGUUGAGCUGCUCAGCAAAUCAUCCCUCGAGGACGAUGAAGGGGUGGAUGGUGCAGAAGUGGUUGGUGGUGAGGAGGGUGCAGAUGAAACCACCGGUGCCGGCGUGACCACACGAAAAGGACGUCGAAAAAUGCCCCACGGAAUACGAAGACAGCAAUCGAUGUCAGUAGAAGAGACCACAGAUCCCACCAUGGAGCACCCCAGCAACGAGUGUGCCGACACGCAACAGAACGCACCGAAUCUAGAUGACCAGCAGCAGCUAGUACUGCUGCGGGACAUUCCGCCCGCAGUGAGGCUUAGAGCUUUGAUGCGAUUUAAAUCGCUCGAUUUGUCCACCACCGACGGUACCAUGGUCGAAAUGCAGAAACACAAAGCUCGACGGCGACGGAUGAAAUCACUCGAUACGAUUGCGGCCGACGAUGAGAACGAAGGGGAGGAACAGGAAAGCGCAGUGACGGGGGAGGAGCGAGACCAAGAUACCUUGACCGAUAUGUCGUACGAUCCGGAAGAGGAGGAACGCAUCUGCGAGGAGCUUCUAGCCGAGCUGCGUGCUCUAGAAGAGGCAGAUCGAGCCGAAGCCGAGGGUAAACUGGCGUUGAACGAAAAUGAGCUUCCCAGCGGUGGCGAUGUGACCGAGACCGGAGACCAAUCGAUUACCACCGACCAAAGCGAGGGCGAUGGUCACAAAACCGCCUGGGAGAAGCUGCAGGACUAUUUGCAACGGGUGCCGAAACGAAGGAGUAGUAAUUACGAUCUCUUUUACGAAAAUGACGAGGAAAUGCUGAAGACACUAUUUAAGCGUACGAAAUUGAAGCUGAUGUUCCACUAUAGUGAUAGCUCGAGUGGAUCCUCUGAUGAUACGAUGUGAUGUGCAGUACCAAAGCUGGAAACCUUUUGAUGUUUCCUUUUUGUGUAUCUUUGGUAGACUGGUUUGCUCAGCUCUCCUUGC